Biomphalaria glabrata is the source of this 1928-nucleotide messenger RNA. RefSeq lists its product as uncharacterized. The record is from RefSeq and is a predicted model, not a curated record. Gene Ontology annotation, molecular function: GTP binding; GTPase activity. NCBI's taxonomy places the organism in Eukaryota, Metazoa, Mollusca, Gastropoda, Planorbidae. The transcript has 3 exons. Bases 261 to 824 code for a protein of 187 amino acids. Gene Ontology annotation, cellular component: cytoplasm; plasma membrane. Gene Ontology annotation, biological process: vesicle-mediated transport; intracellular protein transport.
GGAUAUUCCCGUAGCAAUAUAUAAAGCUCAGCGACGUGGAACAUAUACACCUGGCGUUAUUUGAAUUGAAUGAACUGACAACAUGACAGUCAACGCAACAGUAAAUAAGUUGAUAAUGUUUGGUCUAUAUAAGGCACAACUUACUAGUAAGUGUCAUGAAAGUUCUAGAGCUGCUCACUAUACGCAAAGAAACACACAAACACAAGACUCGAUUGAACUGCAGUCUGAUACACACAACAAUUACAAACGGAUAAUCAAGUAUGGGUCUUCUUCUUGCCAAACUGUACCAAGCUGUGCAGAUGUUUCAAACUGGUACACCCACCAGGGUGUUAAUGCUAGGCUUGGAUGCUGCUGGGAAAACGACGAUUCUCUACAAGGUGAAAUUGAAUGAAAACGUCUGCACAAUUCCUACCAUUGGAUUUAACGUCGAGACUGUUUCCCCAAUCAAGGGCGUGACCUUCACAGUCUGGGAUGUUGGAGGGCAGGAAAAAAUUCGACAGUUAUGGAAGUAUUACUUUGUCAACACGCAGGGCCUCUUGUUCAUAGUCGACAGUGCAGACGUGUCUAGGUUUCCAGAAGCAAAAGAGGAACUCUUCAAUGUAAUCAAAGCAGACGAGAUGCGUGGAGUGCCUGUGGUUGUAGUGGCCAAUAAGCAAGACUUGCCUGGAGCUGCUUCCACAGCAGAAGUUGCUGACAGGCUAGGACUGACAGAAAUGAAUGACAGGAAGUGGUUUGUUCAAGGCGCAUGCGCAGUCAACGGAGAAGGUAUCUACGAAGCAAUGCACGAAAUGGCAAACUUGGUGAAACAAUUCAUGAAAGGUUGAGUGAGCAUUUCGCGAUGCACGGGGAAAAAAAUCACUGACCUAUAAAAAAAGAUCAUUUGAUGUGAAACAAAGCGCAAUGUAAUGCACUCAUGUUUCAUAGUAUUAUGACCAGGGACCAGACACAUUAGAACUCGUCAUUAUUUCAUUUAAGCGUCGAGUCAUGCCGUGAUUUAUAUUCAUUUCAAGAACACUUUUUAAUGGUGCAAUAUCGAUGUAUUUACAUUUGUUUUAUGAUGAAAAAGGGUAAAUGAUUGUGAAGAGUCCAUAACGAUUGUAUGUGAAUGUUGUAUUGUUACAAAUAAUACUUCCACAAUAUGAUAAUCAAUAAUCUUGCUACAAUGUGAAUACCAUUUAUAUUUUAUACAGUGUGAUUACCAGUAACAACGUGACUACUGUUUAUAUUUAUAUAGUGUGAUUACCAAUGUAAUUCAUUUCUACAAUGUAUGUUCUUAGAAACUAUUACACACACAUUUUUGUGUGCUAUGGUCAUAAUUCAUAUUUAAUGUUUCUCCUUCCAUCACCCAAAUAGUGUUGACAUAAAUACAUUGAACCGGCUACAACUUUGUUGAUAAAGUCUUUGUGUGUUUUUUAAUCUUUUGUUUUUUACUUCAAUUCCAACGUAUACAACCUAAGCUUGUUGACAAUACAAACGACAAAUCAGGAAUGUUCUCUUCAAUCAAAAGAAUAUAGAAACGUUUCAUCAGAACAAAAUGAUCUCAUUACAAAAUGUUCAUUAGACAAAUAUUCAAACAGAAAAAAACAAAAAAAAAAUACCGGGUAUUAAAUUUUUUAAAAAGACAAUACAUUCUAUAUACAUCUUUUAGAGCGAUUGUUUUCAAUUAACAACCAAUGAAUGUUAGAGUUACAAAACAAAUCAAUAAAAAUGGAACACUGAACAUUAAUUUUAUGAACUCUAAAUGCAGAAAUAUCCAAAGACGUUUCAGAAAAAUAUUUUCUAGUCUCUAGCCAAAUUUAAAUUUAUUUUUUUAUACCUUGAAGCUGUCAAACUUGAGUUUUUCCACUGUGGACUCAAAAGUAAGGUAGCAAUUAUACAUAAAAUACUGAACCAUAACCUUCAAAUACAAAAAACAAAAGCUAAUAAAA